Panicum hallii is the source of this 1763-nucleotide messenger RNA. RefSeq names its product aspartic proteinase Asp1-like. The record is from RefSeq and is a predicted model, not a curated record. Gene Ontology annotation, molecular function: aspartic-type endopeptidase activity. Bases 178 to 1536 code for a protein of 452 amino acids. The transcript has 9 exons. NCBI's taxonomy places the organism in Eukaryota, Viridiplantae, Streptophyta, Magnoliopsida, Poales, Poaceae. Gene Ontology annotation, biological process: proteolysis.
GCCGGCCAGCCCAUCGCCACACCACCUUCCUCUCACCAUCGAUUCUCUCCCCCUUUUCUCUGAGUCACAGCUGAGGAGAAAAAAGAAAAAGAUUUCAGGAGAAAAGGGGGAGAAGACAAGAGGCUGCCUCCCCUGCUUCCAGGUCGGGGCUCCGUCUUGCUCCCCUUCCUCCCACCCAUGGCUCCGAGGUGGGCCCCGCCCGCCGGCCUCGUGCUUCUGAUGCUGCUCCUAACGCCGGCGGCGGUGCGCGGGGACAAGCUACUGAGGGGCGGGCCGUCCGGCGCGGGCAAGGAGCCGGAGGCGUCCUCCGCCGUCUUCCCGCUCUACGGCGACGUCUACCCGCACGGCUUGUACUACGUGGCCAUGAACAUCGGGAACCCGCCGAGGCCAUACUUCCUGGACGUCGACACCGGCAGCGACCUCACCUGGCUGCAGUGCGACGCGCCCUGCAUCAGCUGCAACAAGGUGCCACACCCACUAUACCGACCAACAAAGAGCAAGCUGGUGCCAUGUGUGGAUCAGUUGUGUGCAUCUCUCCAUGGUGAACUAACUGGCAGGCACAAGUGUGACUCACCGCAUCAGCAAUGUGACUAUGAGAUUAGGUAUGCUGAUCAGGGGUCAUCCAUUGGUGUGCUCGUCAAUGACAGCUUUGCUCUGCGACUUGCAAACUCCUCCGUUGUCCGCCCCAGUCUGGCAUUCGGGUGUGGGUAUGACCAACAAGUUGGCAGCAGCAGUGAGGUGGCACCCACUGAUGGAGUGCUUGGGCUUGGGACUGGAUCAGUUAGUUUGCUCUCGCAGCUCAAGCAGCAUGGGAUCACCAAGAACGUUGUUGGCCACUGCCUCAGUUUAAGAGGAGGGGGUUUCCUCUUCUUUGGGGAUGAUCUUGUGCCUUAUUCGCGUGCAACAUGGACUCCCAUGGCUCGCAGUGCAUUCCGGAAUUACUACUCCCCUGGUUCAGCAAGUCUGUACUUUGGUGGCCGGUCACUAGGCGUGAGGCCAAUGGAAGUGGUCUUUGACAGCGGCAGCUCAUUCACGUACUUUGCUGCACAGCCAUAUCAAGCACUUGUCACUGCGCUUAAGGGUGACCUAAGCAGGACGCUGAAAGAGGUAUCUGACCCCUCCCUGCCUCUGUGCUGGAAAGGGAAGAAACCAUUCAAAUCUGUGCUUGACGUGAAAAAGGAGUUCAAAUCAAUUGUUUUGACCUUUGCCAAUGGAAAGAAGGCGCUCAUGGAGAUCCAGCCUGAAAACUACCUCAUUGUCACUAAAUAUGGGAAUGCAUGUUUGGGCAUCCUCAAUGGAUCAGAAGUUGGUCUCAAGGAUCUGAACAUUCUUGGAGACGUCACAAUGCAAGAUCAGAUGGUGAUUUAUGACAACGAGAGAGGGCAAAUUGGAUGGAUUCGUGCACCCUGUGAUAGAAUCCCCAACGACAAUACCAUUCAUGGAUUUGAGGAAGGUUAUUGUUGGCCUCAAUUCCCUGGGAUCAUUGGUCUUCCGAAUGAAGAUUGCCCAGCCUAUUACGGCUCAAAUAAAGCGUGAUUACCAAGGGAAGGUCACUGCUCACUAGAGUGAUGAAAGACUAGAAGGAUGGUCAUCCGGGGGAGGCUGAACAAAGGGUUAGGAACAUGUAUUCUUUAGGAAAAAGAAAAGGAAAAGCUAGUCGCAUGUAACAUCAUAAUGUUCAUAUGAAAUAGAAUGAUCGCCUUAUUAUGAGACACUGGCUCAUAUUCAGUAUAUAAUCUUUUCGAGUUUUUCUUUGUGUAUUC